Messenger RNA from Ceratitis capitata (Mediterranean fruit fly), 2842 nucleotides. Its product is annotated as claspin. The record is from RefSeq and is a predicted model, not a curated record. Gene Ontology annotation, molecular function: anaphase-promoting complex binding. NCBI's taxonomy places the organism in Eukaryota, Metazoa, Arthropoda, Insecta, Diptera, Tephritidae. The transcript is spliced from 10 exons. Gene Ontology annotation, biological process: mitotic G2 DNA damage checkpoint signaling; mitotic DNA replication checkpoint signaling; activation of protein kinase activity. Bases 129 to 2777 code for a protein of 882 amino acids.
AUAAUAUUCCUACAUUUGUUACGUUAAAGCGGGAAAUUUGCUAAUCUUGCAAGAAAUUUUAAUUAUAAACAUAGAGAAAAAAUAGUUUUUAUUUACACAUUUUAACAAAAAAUCGAGUUUUUUUUAGAAUGGGAGAAAGCGUGGUUGAUAUAAGUGUUAGCAAUGGUGUACAAAAUUCUGUAUCAUUUAAGAGCUUGAUAGAUGAUGAAUCAGACAAUGAAUCUGAAAUGAAUGAAAACAGCCUUUCGGAUGCAAACAAAUAUGUUUCUCGCGAAGACACAAACGAAUUGACCAACGUUGAAGAUGAAACUCAUUUGGAUGAUGGUUCAGAGGACGAACAUGGCAACCAUUCUGAACAACCUGAUAUGCAAGCGUUACAAAGUCGACAGCAACGCUUACAAAGGGAAGCUCAAUUUAGUGUUCCAUAUCACAAGCCAAAGAGGUAUACUUUACAAGAAUUUCUUAGUCGUCGCACCAUAAUCAAACCCUCAGAGACCGUAAAAAGAAAUACAUUGUCUGAAAGUUUGGGAAAGUCGAGGAGCUUAAAAAUGUCGAAAGAGGAAUUGGAGAUUUAUUCCAAAUUAAUGGAGGAAAGAGCUAAAGAAGCGUCUGAAUUUUUUCAAGGGGAGAAUGCUGAUAAAAUAAAUGAAAGAACUACUGAAGAUAACGAAAAUGGUGAUACUAUUAAAAAUACAUCAGACAAAAGAAAAAUUGGCGGUUCUACACCCACACAAAUUCAAGUCCAAAAUUUAAGUAAAGAUUGUGGGGACAAACCUUCAUCGAAUGUUGUAAUAACUGAAAUUGUAGAACUUCCCAAAUUGGACAUAAAAGAUUUGGCGAAGGAUUUCAACUUAAGCGAAAUUGUAAAACAAACCGCCUUGCCUAAACAACAUACAUUUUCAUUAAGCCAUAAUCCAGGCGUUUCCAAUAUUUUAAACUGUGGACCUACAUUAAAAGACAAUAUAAAUAUCACAUUCGAUUUUAUAACGAGGGAAAAUGAUGCUCCUAGAACAAUUAGCAGGGCAAAUAGUUUACUAGAAAGACUUAUGAAGACAAAUCCCUGCCACAAAUCAAAGAAAACUAUAGACAGCCCCAAAUGCAUAUCAAAAACGUUAAUUGAUGAUGCAGAACCUUCUUUGAAUAAAAAACCAGGACAAUCUUUUUUAAAAUUGAAGGACAGCUUGAAAUCCAUUAUUUUGGAUAAACGUAGGGAAGAAAUAAAGAAAAAGCAGUUGGAAGAAAAUAAAAUGAAAAAUUUGGAUGAUGAAAUAGAUUUGGAUGAACCGAAAAAUAUAGAUGAUUCGUUAGAACAAGAAGAUGAAUUAUCGCACAAUAGCUCCGACAACUUUGAUUGUGAGCCCGACUGUGAAUCUAUAAAUGGAGAAGAAAGUGAAGGCGACAUUCAUUUGGAUAAAGAUUUAUUUCAAAAGCCAUUAGUGGAUUAUGAAGAUGAUCAAGCUACGGAAGAAAAAAUGCGAUUGGAACUUCAUUCUGAUGACUCUAAUAAUGACACUCAUCUGCUAAGUCCAGCAGCCAUUAGCCAAGUACCUGCCACACAAAUAUGUAAUGCGGAAGAGGAAGCAGACCAACUAAUGACUUUAUGUUCUGGCACUUUUGAAACUCAGCAUACUAUUGUACCGAACAUAGAACCUAAUCCCAAUAAAAUCAUUUCAUCUGAUGACGAAAGUUCCUCACUUUCAAGCAAUGAAAUUAAGCGAUCUAAAAAGUUUACUAAAAAGAUUAAGAAAUCCAAAAUGAAGUUGGGGUUUUCCGAUGAUGAGGAAGAUGAAGAUGAUAAGUCUGAAGGAAGUGUUGAUGCCGUUAAUGAACAUAUAUCCCAUAAUGAUUUACCUGCUACUUACAUUGAUUAUGAUUCGGAAGAAAAUGAAAUAACAGUGGAGUUAACCAAAGAAGAUUGCUUAAAACAAGCAGAAAAUUUCUUUGAAAAAGAAGCCGAACUAUCGGACUCGGAAUGGGGUAGCGCAGAUGAAGAUGAAAAGAAUUUGGAUCAAUAUGAUAUUGAACUAGGGGAUGAAGACGAGUUUGACAAGGAAGAAGUCAGAGCGCAACUGGAGAAAAUUCACGCGCGUAAAAUGUUAGACGAGGAUAUUCGACAAGUAAAUAAAUUACAAGAGAUUCUUUUUGAGGAUGAAGAAGAAGCUGCUCAACGCCAACGUAAAUUUCGAUGGAAAAACUUUGACACCUCCUUCAAUAUUGAAAGUUGUCAAAACAACUUAACCGAAACAAAGCCUGAAGAAGGUAGUGAUGACGAAAAUGAGCACUUAUGGAGGAAAAUACGAUUUGAACGCGAACAGGCCAUAAAGAAUCAAUCUUUGAAUGAUAGUUCGCUUGAGGCAGGUACCUCUAUUAAUACUUCCAAAUCAAGUGAAAUAAAAAAUGUCACAGUUGUAAGUGUGUCUAAAACCAUGCUUGGAGGGUCAGAAGUAAAAGAAAAAUCACCAUUUUUGAUAUCGAAAGAGUGCAUUAAAUCCGAAAGUGCCAAAGCCAGAAGCUCAUUUCUAUUACGAAAUAAAAAGGUAUUAACGAAAACAAUUUGUUCUGUCAAAACUGGUGGUAUUGAUGGAAAUACAUCUCCUGAUAAAGUAGGUGUUAAAUCAACAAAUUCCAAUAAAUUUGUUUUCACAACUUUAACUUUUGAAGAACAUGAGAUUCUAAAGAGAAAGGCUGAUGAUUCAAAUGCCAUUGAUAUGAAAGUAAUUAAAAAACCCCGAACCGAAGAGAAGAAGGGGGAAUAUUUGAUAGACAAAUUGUUGUAAAUGUUAAUGUAAUAGACUUUGCAAUUAAGAAAAUAACUGCAAUAAUUAUUUUUAUAAAAGACUCA